AUGAACAAAGCUGUAAAACGUCGUCGAAAAUCAGAGAAAACAUUAGGAGUGAGGAAUGAGGAGACAGAUGCUGGUGAAUCUACGAAUAUUCAAACAUCAAUAUUGUCAGAUUUAAUGAGUGAUGCUGACACUAGCAAUUCAGAAACAAAGAAAAAAACCCAUAAAUCUGCAUGGACCACAAAUCAAAGAACUCAAUUAUUCGAAGCAAUUAUCAAAAGACUGCCUACACCGUUGGACUGGAAAGAAAUUUCUGAAGAUGUUGACGGAAAAUCUUCUACACAAUGUUAUGAUCAAUGGCGUAAAAGAAUGUUAUCAGAUUUAAAGAAGUCUGUUGUUUCUGAGUGA
Molecule: messenger RNA, 345 nt
Organism: Racocetra persica
Lineage: Eukaryota; Fungi; Glomeromycota; Glomeromycetes; Diversisporales; Gigasporaceae
Source: the annotation of a GenBank genome assembly